AAAAUAUUUAAAUAAUUCUAUUUAUUAAUACCAGUUCUAAUUUAAAGGAAAAAGUUAUGAGAAUAAAAUAAAAGUUGUCUGUACCACGAAGCAUGCCUGAGAGUCCUAAAGCUUUUUUAGCAUGUAUUCGAAUAUCUUAUGACGAUAAGUCUGCCACCCACACCACCCCGUGGCGUACUGUUUUCACUCAGCGGCUGGUCAGCGGUCACCUUUAUGAGGUAAACAUGGCGAUCAGCUCCUGAUCACCGUUCUUGUUCUUGUCGAUCAGAAAAUCAAAAUACCAGCGUGAUAUGGCCUCGAAGAUGACGCAGUUAUGUUGCUCGAUUCGUACUUCACAUUCGAUUCGAAGCUUGGGUGGCACAGGUUAUUUGUUACGGUGGAAUCGACAAGGGAAACUCGAACACUAGUGGUCACUAGUUGUAGUGUUUGAAUUGUUGGAAGAAAUGGUCGCAUGGGGAUGUAGGAAUGGUAGGUUUAACGAACAGUUUCAAAUUUUGCCCCUUGAAUUGAAAGUGAAGUUCAUUUGAAUGCUUUCGUAUGUAUUUCUGACUGUUUUAGAUCUACCUGCUCGAUUUAUAUCUGCUACGCUUCAUGUUGACAAGUUCCUCAAAAUGGCGGCAAAACUUGGAGAUUGCCGAAAAUUAGGUAAGUUCACGGAGUUAUAAAGUUUUAGUAAAGGUCGGGCCGCAAAUUUUUUUUCUGUAGUUACCUUUUCUAUGGCACCUACUUCCUAGCUAUAUUAGUUGGAUCAGUUAAGAACGCCUCACUUUUUCAAAAAGGUACCUUGAAUUUGAUCGGUUUUCGCGUGUGUGACUUAAGCGAACCGAUAAGGUGUCGUUCAAGUCUUCCUGUUUGCUUGAUUGAAACGUGAUGUUCACGAAAGUCGCCUCGAUGGAUAAGAUAGAGUUAGUAUACAUGGCUGUGGUAUUUGUUUUUUGCUGAGUCCCGUAGUUUGUUGUAAAUUGUCCGGCAAAGUUGCCUCAAAUUAACGUCUUGAAAAGUGUCACGACAGGCCUUCGCUCGAGUGAAAUUUAAUUUCCGUAAAACUCUGAAAAAUAAAGAGAUCCGAUCAAACGGAUUGUGGUUUUAGUAUAGGUAGAUGAAUGUCUUACAACACACAAGAAAUGAGCUAAAUCUCUGUCUCAAGAAAAAUCGACCGGACCGCUCUUACAGAGACACUCUCUUAAACCGUUGACAGAAGAUGUAAAGGAGGCAAAUGGGAUAUGCCGAAGUGAUAAUACAUAGAUUUAGCCGAGGCUAAAGGCGAGGCUCGCGUUAAUUAAAAAACAUUGCAAUAAAAGAAAUCCAAUCAGUGUUGAGCCAACACAGCGUUGCAAUGCUGGAACAGUGUUGAAAUUAUUCAAAACAAUGUCGCAACAAUGUUGUAACGCUGUGUUGCGCGAAAAAUCGUCGUUGCAAAUCGUCUCGUGUAACAUCACCUUUAGCAACGACGACGGCGACGGCGACGGCGACGGCAACUAGAACGACAAAAAAGCAGUAGAUUUAAUUAGCAAAACCACAACUUUGCACGUGCAUCACUCUUUUUUGUACAUUUCUUCGCCGUCACUGCACGACUUCGACGUGAAAAUGCCUAAUUUCACAUUUUAUGGAGGACGUAAGCAAGUGACAACGAAUUUUUCCUUCAAUUUCUCUUUCUAAACUUUGGUGCAGUCAUUAAGAAAUCAACUCCAGGGAAAUUCCUCUUCAUUUGACACAUUUGCACGGCUUUUAGGUAGAACAGAUGCUUUAUGUAAAGUUAUUUGAUAAAAUUAGCGUGGGUAAAUAAAGUUUUCACUCACUCACACCGAAUUAGAAUAAACGCGACAAAGUUCGAAACAACGCGGAAUUCAGUUCAAAAGUGACAUUUUCGCUGCCGUGGCCGUUGUCGAAGCUAAAGCUCCCUGGUCUACUUCCAAUAUGCAUGGCUAAUGGUUGCGACCACUAACAAGUUUCUGAUAAUGAGUGAGUUUGAUUACAGCCACCUGCAAACACCAGUCGAACCAGACAAAUAAAGGGCGACGUCAAAAUUCUAGCUAUGCAUACAGAAUAUAAGCAAACACACCAAUAAAUUUAAGUUUCUGCAAUCAGACGAAACUCCAUUAUGGCCAAUUAACAUGAAUUUUGCCACAUUUGACGAACUGCUUUCUGCUCGACUUUUGCUUUUGAUGGCGGGGUAUUUUGGACAAGGUACCAUAAACAAAUAGACAUAUUUUUUUUAAAAAAAUAGGAAUUGCAAUAUAUUUUAAAUGAAGCGACCUUUGGUGCUGUCGUGAAAGCAGGAAGGCGAAUCGCGAACUGGAAGGGUAUAAUUUGCCUUCCAGGCAAAGCAAGCAAUACUUUGAACCAACAUUUUUUUAAACGUUUUUACCCUGGCGUUAAAUAUUGUAGGUUUUUACGUAUACGUACGUUGUAACAGUUAAUUCGCUGCUUUUGAACGCAGUUUCUGAGAAAUCAUUCCAGUUUGUAUUUAUUUAUUAUUUAAUUCCAGUUUGUAUUAUAAUGCAAGUGUCGUUUUACGGCAAGACUAGAAUAGCUAUUUCCCCAUUGCCGUUCACUCUAAAGUCGUGAGUAAUAUUUCCAACUUCAUGUGUUUCCGAGAGACUUUGUAGGACAUUGUUCCCGACUUUAAAAUUUAAUAUUUGAAUACUAAUUUUUACAUAUUUUAGAGAACACGGCAACAGCAAGCUGUAAAAGACAUCCUUCGUCUUGAAAUUCUGCUGAUUUUUUAUGCACUGACAAGAAAACGAUCAUUUUCAUAACAUUCGAUGAACACUUAUUGCUGUAGUUAAACUACCAAACUGCUAAGGUGAUGUUUGUUUUCUGGGCGUCAGUACUGUCAAUUUUGCCUGUCAAUUUGUGUUAUGAUUUUAAAUUAUUUGGAUAAAGUCGAUGUAAAUAGGACUGUAAAAGACUCCAAAUAAAGCAUUGUCUUGUCUUGCCUUGUCUUGCCUGUUAUCCAGCGACACAAUUCUCCAUAAAGCCUAUCGAUAAACCCGUUAGCUGAUUGCAGUUAAACGGAAGCAGCACAUUUAGAAAAAUAACUUAAUAAUUAUUUUUUUCCAAUCUUUAGUUAUGAGCUUUCACGAAAGAGCACUUGUCGAGAAGCUACUGGAGAAUUAUCACACAGGGCUCAGGCCUAUCAUCUCUAAUAGCUCUCAGCCAACGACAGUUAAUCUUAGUCUCAGACUAGUGCAGAUUUUUGAAAUGGUGAGUAAGAUAGAUCAUAGGCACUCAAUGUGUGCAGAAGGCUCAGUUGAGAUCUGAGAAAACUAAAAUUUUACAGUCAGGCAAUGAAAAUCGAAGCAGUGUCUUGAUACAGCUGGAUUAACGAAAGUUUCUUUUUGUAAAUUUUACAGGAUGUAAAAAAACAGGUUAUCAUCACAAGUGUAUGGCUCAAGCAGGUACGUACGCGAAGCAGCUGUUAAGACGCUAACAUCGCCAUCAUCAUCAACAUCAUCAUCAUCAUCAUCAUUAUUUAGUAAAUCAUCAACAAAUUCGUCUUCAUCUUCGUUUUUUGUCAUAUUUGUAUCUCAUUUUGUCUUCCUUACAGUUUUUCAUAUAAAUGACAGCCCGUUAGUUCAAAUAAAUGCACUUGUCAAUAUAAAGGCAUGAAAUGUGAUCUGACGAAAGCAUAUAUAGGAGCCAAAUAUUCUUGUUGUCAUCAUUAGUAGAGGCAAGAUUUGGGUUAAUCAUAAAUUAUUUUUAAGAAGAGCAAGGCUUGUCUAACCAUAUACAAAUGCCUAAGAUUCAGAUUGAACUUAUAAUUCUUGAAAAUAACAGUUCUGAGAAAUUGAACUUACUCGCUAAAUCAUUCUCGAGCAAAGGGCUACAGUAGAAGCCAAAACCUUCAUCUUCACAACAGAUUGGUGUAGAAACUAAAGUUUAAAUAUUUCUCCAGAAAGAAGAAUUGAACAAUACUUACAAAGGAAAGUACAGUUGGUUAAGGGAGUUGUCACUGGGCAAACAUUAUGAUAUUAAGAGUGAAAUAGAACAAAAUAUGUCAGAAAUCGUUCGGUUUUACACUCGUUAACAAGUUGAGAACUAAUCUAGACCCUGUCGUGCAUCAUUUUGUUUGUUUUCUAAAGGCCUGGUACGACCCAGCUUUGCGGUGGAAUAAAUCUGAUUUUGGUUGGAUCGAUGAAGUCAGCUUGUCUCCUAGUGACGUUUGGGUACCAGACACUGUACUGCUGAACAAGUAAGCAUAUUAUAAAAUAAACUGAAUUUAUUAAUUAGUUAAAAUUAAUUCAAUAUUAUAGACACAUUUGAAAAAGUUGAUGUAAACCUUCUUAACCCUUUCGAGCUUUCAACAAUUUCAAAAAUGAAUGUUCAACGGCAAAAACCGUCAGAGAUGCGUGACACUUGUACUUCAAUAGCUGAUGAGCUGAUAUUCGGUAAAGAAAUAGCAAAAAGUGUCAAAUGUUUAAAAAACACACACACAAAAAAAACAAACGUUUCGGGUUUACGAGCCUUCUUCACUGUGAAAAAAAAAACCGGUUGUACACAGUACUUCGCAAUACCAGAGACAAUACCAAUUAUAGAAGCAUCUAUGUCUGUAUAGGUUGAGAAAUUAGAAUAACUGCUUUUCACUUUUUUCUAGCGCUGAUACUAGCCACAUGGGUGAACCUGUGGGAAUGAACAACCCACUGUUGAUUACUUCCCAUGGCACAGUCCGCUGGCUGGCGCCUAUUAUCCUCAAGAGUUCGUGCAAACUCAGUGUCCGUUAUUUUCCGUUCGACGAGCAGUUCUGCAGGCUCAAGUUUGCGUCCUGGACUUACAGCAAUAGCUCUUUGCGUCUUGUGUCAGAAGAAACUGAAAUCCUACAGAACUAUACUGGUAAAUUACACACUCUGAAUAAAGGUUGACUGUUUAAUUCUUAAAACUCCAAAAACAUCAUCAUCAUCAUCAUUAUCAACAUGAGUCGGUAAGAAUCUUAUUUGCGUUAAUCUUCCCGUGCGUACAUCUUCUAAAUCUCACGCUACGCUUCUGUGGAAAACUGCGCUCAACAAUGCUAAAUAUUUUAAACGGUCUAUCUCAACAUUCAGAACUGCAUGACACACUGUUCAACUGAAUGUUGAGCCGUGUGUCACGAGUCUAAUCAAGGUUUCUCUUUCACAGAAAGCGGCGAAUGGUACCUGGAAAAAGUCUACGACCUGAAUUCAACAAGCAAAGCAACUCACUUGAGCGAGGAAAGCAAGUCAGCCGUGACGUAUGUGAUUCACAUACGCCGUGAGGUGUUCUACUACUUCGUCUACCUCAUCACGCCUUGUAUGGUGACGUCAUUUAUGACGUUAAUCCUAUUUACACUACCCCCUGAGAGUGGUGAACGGAUGGUAAUGGGUGUCACAAUUCUGUUAUCACUCGCCGUGUUCUAUUUGUUAGCUUCGACUCACAUUCCCGAGACAUCAGAGGUGGUACCUUUGAUUGGCAGGUAUGGUGACGUCAUUUCUGACGUUAAUCUUAUUCACACUACCCCUUGAUAGUGGUGAACUGAUGGUAAUGGGCGUCACAAUUCUGUUAUCACUCACCGUAUUCUAUUUGUUAGCUUCGAAUCACAUUCCCAAGACAUCAGAGGUGGUACCUUUGAUUGGCAGGUAUGGUGACGUCAUUUAUGAGGUUAAUCUUAUUCACACUACCCCUGAUAGUGGUGAACUGAUAGUAAUGGGCGUCACAACUCUGUUAUCACUCACCGUGUUCUAUUUGUUAGCUUCGACUCAUAUCCCUGAAAUGUCAGAGGUCGUACCUUUGAUUGGCAGGUAUGGGAUGAUUGGUUGGUCUAUGGAGAUGAAAAAAAAACUUAUUAAUUUUGUAAUUUUUGAUUUAGCGAAAUUCGCCAUAGUGAAUCAAUACGGCCGGAUAGGCGAUAAAAAUGGACUUGCAUCCCAGUUGAUAUUUCCCUCUUUAUUACCCAGCCAGCCCAUGAAAGAUUGUCCAAAUUAAUAUAUACUCGGAAUUAAUUAUACAAUACACUAUCAUUAUUAAUUUUACGACUUUCUUUCGAAAAUGUUCGUGACAUCUUUCUGACAUUUUUUCUACAACUAUUUGACAAUACCAUUAGCUUCCGUAAAGCAGAACGAACCAACCAAUCGUCAAGAUCUUUAUACAUCUUACAUAAAAGAAUUUAUUGUUAACUUUUCAAUGGCACAAGCGUUGAAUAAGUUAAGAAAGUUUGAGAAGUGAUGUAAUACUAUUUUGUAUUUAUCUCACGACAGAUACUACUCGCUGACCAUAAUAGAAAUCGCAUGCGCACUGGGAUUGACUUGCUGGGUGCUACGGUUUCAUCACUACAACACAUCAGUCGGGAAAGUACCAAAAUGGGUCAGGGUAUGAGCAACAUAGUUAUAACUUCCCCUAAUUUCAGUGGUGGAUCCAGGGGAGAGGCCCUAAGGGCCCGGCCCCCCACCUUAUUUUUAGACCAAAAUGAGGCCCGAAGGCCCAACCGCCCCUCCCCCCUCAUCUCAGGGUCUGGAUGAAUUUUAAUGAGCUUUUAUAAUAUCUACAGAUAUUUACGCCGAUCUUUGAACUUUGUACACAUGGUCGCACGUAUGUUUUCCUUUAAGGUUUAUAUUCUCGGAUAUGUUGCAAGAAUGGUGCGCUACGAGGUCCCAAAGAAACCUCAAACAGAAAACGGUGGAGUUGGAGAGGAAGGUGAGUCCCACUCUAGUCAUUCUCUCUUUAAUUUUCAAUGCAGUACGUUGUAUCAGUUGACGUUUUUGGAAAGUCUAACCGAUGAGACCGCAUAGCUUUUUCGGUAACUUCACCAAAAUUUCACCAAACUCAUCUAAAAACCAACUCUUCCGUCAUAAAAUCCUAAAGUGUAAACGUUUAUGUCGUGUUCUACGAGUCUAGUCUUUGAAAACCGCCAAGUUAUGACCGAAUUACAAAUGAUUUAGAGUUACCCACACAUCCUUGCGGUCUUAACGCAGGCAGGUGGAAUAGCUGAGCUUAGCUGUAAAAAUAACAAAUAUUGCUGGCCUUCAAUUACACCUGUUGAGUUCGAAUAAUUUACUGAUUAUGGAUAUGAUUACUGCUAAAAGCAAAAGAAACGAUAUGGACAAUAUAGAUUAUAUCAAUCUUCCACGUUGUCUAACCAUUCACAUGUGAUAUGUGACGGAAACCGUAGAUUCAAUAGACUGCGAGCAGUCUCUUAUUUUUCUUUGCAAAGUUACUGCACGAGAAAGGCAAGCACGCAGGCGCGUCGCGAGCCGCGAUAAACGAGGGCUCGUCUGGUCCCAAUCCGUUUUUGUAACAUAUAACGGCCUGGUUUGCAAACGCGCUGGCUGACAUAAAAACUAGACGGAUUUUAAAAGAAAAGGCGGACUGCAAGCAGUCUAUAGAUUCAACAACUGCACAGUACCGAUUUUACGACCAAUCCAUUGGUGUAAUGCUAAUGAACGAGGUAACAAGGAAAACCUUAAAAUGCAACUUAUUUCAAGUUCUGCUAAAAAUUUUCAGACGAAGGAGAUAACGCUGUAACGAUGAGCGACAGUGACAGCGGCUCCCGCAUUCGUAGACGUCUUCCCAGAGAACCUAGUGGCAUCACCAUGAUGGCAGAAAGGGUGUUGAAGAAACAAGAUGAGGACAGGGUACAAGAAGAAUGGCAGCUUGCUGCACGUGUCAUCAACCGGCUCUUCUUGAUUUGUUAUCUUGUGGCUGUUGUUCUCUCCAUAUUUGGCAUCUUCUUGCAAGUUCCUGGAGUUAUCAUCUCCAGGCCCUCUCCGCCAACUUCGGACGAUGAGUAG
Porites lobata is the source of this 7739-nucleotide messenger RNA. Lineage: Eukaryota; Metazoa; Cnidaria; Anthozoa; Scleractinia; Poritidae. The record is from the annotation of a GenBank genome assembly.